AUGCGCAGGCAAUCGAAGCUCUCGCCCACGCAGCUGGAAGAGCUGCAGAAAGCAACCCACUUUGACAAGAAAGAGCUCCAGCAAUGGUAUAAAGGGUUCCUGAAGGACUGCCCGUCGGGCACCUUGACCAAGGAGGAGUUCCAGAAGAUUUACCGACAGUUCUUCCCCUUUGGUGAUCCAUCAUCAUUUGCAAAUUAUGUGUUCCGCGUAUUCGACUCGGAUAACAGUGGCAUGAUCGAUUUCAAGGAGUUCAUUUGCGCCUUGUCCGUGACCUCGCGAGGCAAGAUGGAGGACAAGCUCGACUGGGCCUUCCAACUGUACGAUAUUGACGGCGACGGCAAGAUCACUUACGACGAGAUGCUGGCCAUUGUCGAGGCGAUUUACAAGAUGGUGGGAUCGAUGGUGAAACUGCCGGAGGACGAGGAUACCCCCGAGAAGCGAGUGCGGAAGAUCUUCCGAAUGAUGGACAAGGAUGAGAAUGGCAGCCUGGAUCUCGAAGAGUUCAAGGAGGGCAGCAAGCGCGACGAGACAAUUGUCAGUGCGCUGUCGCUCUACGACGGGUUGGUAUAG
Penicillium atrosanguineum is the source of this 570-nucleotide messenger RNA. Its product is annotated as EF-hand domain-containing protein. The transcript has 3 exons. Gene Ontology annotation, cellular component: membrane; intracellular membrane-bounded organelle; cytosol. Lineage: Eukaryota; Fungi; Ascomycota; Eurotiomycetes; Eurotiales; Aspergillaceae. Bases 1 to 570 code for a protein of 189 amino acids. The record is from RefSeq and is a predicted model, not a curated record. Gene Ontology annotation, molecular function: calcium ion binding.